GCAGGUAGAGUGGAGCUGUAUUCCCAACUAGCAGGUAGAGUGGAGCUGUAUUCCCAACUAGCAGGUAGAGUAGAGCUGUAUUCCCAACUAGCAGGUAGAGUAGAGCUGUAUUCCCAACUAGCAGGAAGAGUAGAGCUGUAUUCCCAACUAGCAGGUAGAGUAGAGCUGUAUUCCCAACUAGCAGGUAGAGUAGAGCUGUGUUCCCAACUAGCAGGUAGAGUGGAGCUGUAUUCCCAACUAGCA
Geodia barretti is the source of this 243-nucleotide messenger RNA. The record is from the annotation of a GenBank genome assembly. NCBI's taxonomy places the organism in Eukaryota, Metazoa, Porifera, Demospongiae, Tetractinellida, Geodiidae.